AUGGAGGUUGUGCUUUACCUGUUCUGUAUUACAUUGACUAUGGCUAGCUCUGUCAGUAGGACUCCUAGUUCUGGCCCAUCUCACAUCUAUUAUUCUGUUGUCAAUCCUUUUUCCAUUGAGGACAUUCAUGGCAUUCUUGGCAUCCUAUUCGUACCUGAAUUUGAUGAGCCAAAGCCCCUUGGUUUCGACGAUUCCAGAAAGGAUGGGAUAUAUGAUACAAUUGUUGGGAUUCCCGAGUUAAGCAAUGUAGCGGUGGUUCAGUUCCGAAAAGCGCCCUAUCCCCAAAUAUCCAAAACCCUUACGUGCACCUAUCCCAAAUCCAUCCCGCCUCUUCUUCUCCCACCUCUUUUCUACCAAAACCCAUCCCCAAAACCCUUUUCUCCCUCUCCUUCUGUCUCUCUCGAUCUCCAUCUCCCUCCAAGUGCACCCCAAAACCCUCCUCUCCCUCUAUUUCUCUCGAUCUCCUUGUCUCUCUCAAUCUACAUCUUUGUCUCCCUCUCGAUCUCCUUAUCUCUCUCGAUUUAUCUCUCCCUCUACAACAACGACGCAUCGUCUCCAGCAACAAUGAAUCCUCUCCAGCAUCAUCUUCACCACUCUAAGUGCGGCCAGCAGCCCCCGCCCUUCACCUCAUCCCCGGCCAUUUCUGAGAAACAAGAAGUUGUCAUCGAAAAGGUUGUUCGAAAUAAACACAAAUGUGUCACAAUUGUGAAAGGCCUUGAACUCUUUGGUAUUUGCACUUGACAUUCUUACCUCCUA
This is a messenger RNA of Magnolia sinica, 756 nucleotides long. RefSeq lists its product as uncharacterized. Gene Ontology annotation, biological process: translational initiation. The coding region runs from base 1 to 741 and encodes 246 amino acids. The transcript is spliced from 5 exons. NCBI's taxonomy places the organism in Eukaryota, Viridiplantae, Streptophyta, Magnoliopsida, Magnoliales, Magnoliaceae. Gene Ontology annotation, molecular function: translation initiation factor activity. The record is from RefSeq and is a predicted model, not a curated record.